AUGGCGUUGGUGCCUGGGUGCGUGCAGUGCGGGACGCGGAGCAACCCGUGCCGGUGCAAGGUCGUCGGGCCGACGCUGGGGUUCGUGGCCUUCCUGGUGACGGGGGUGGUGGAGUGGCCGCUGGGCGCGGCGGUGUACCUGUUCCGCCAUCGCAAGGGACGCCGCAUCAUGGGACACCCCGCCAGGGUCGUCUACCCGCGCGUCACCACGGCCAUCCCCAUCUAA
This is a messenger RNA of Triticum dicoccoides, 225 nucleotides long. RefSeq lists its product as uncharacterized. The transcript has a single exon. NCBI's taxonomy places the organism in Eukaryota, Viridiplantae, Streptophyta, Magnoliopsida, Poales, Poaceae. The coding region runs from base 1 to 225 and encodes 74 amino acids. The record is from RefSeq and is a predicted model, not a curated record.